Molecule: messenger RNA, 351 nt
Organism: Aspergillus caelatus
Lineage: Eukaryota; Fungi; Ascomycota; Eurotiomycetes; Eurotiales; Aspergillaceae
Exons: 1
Coding region: 1-351 (116 amino acids)
Source: RefSeq, a predicted model, not a curated record
AUGCGUUUCUCUAUUACCUCCGCCGUCGCUGUUCUAGCUGGUCUCACUACCAGCGCCUCCGCCUUUGUCAUGACUACCUACAGUGACAUUCAUUGCAAAGAUACUGUCCAGGAUGUCAAUGUUUGGGAUAGCACCUGUGCGACUUGGCCUAAGGGCUUUAAGUCAUUCAAAAUCACGACCUGGGGGGGCACGCAUCAGAGGGCGUACUUCUUCGCGCCUGGUAACUGCGGGAAUCUCUUCACGGCCAUUGGCAAAGGCUAUGUGGAUUCUACCACACAUGACUUUGAGCUUGGAGGAUGCUAUAAUUUCGAUAAUACAGCUAUAAAUGCAGUUGCUUCAUACUCUGCUUGA